AUGCCCAGCCACCCUCAGGGUGUCCAGAUCUACCGCCGACAGAAGGCCAAGUCGGUCAGCAGGGGGCGUGGCGCAGCGUCACCCGACUUUAUCAACGAGACCCCCGUCCUCGAGCUCGUGACUCCGCUUGAGGAGCUUUGCAAGGGCUGGGACGGAGACGAGCUCGAGGCGGGGCGCCGUCUCAUCAGCGUCCACCGCGUCCUCCAGGGUCACAAGCUUAUCGUCACCUGCACGCCGCUUAGGCAAGAGGAGUAUCACCCCUCCGACGAAUGCGUUAUCUCCUGCAUCUAUCACGAGCAGACGAGGGCCUGCUUCGUCACCUCCGUCGACAUCAUCUACCUGCUCGAGCGCCUCACUCAGCAGGACUUCCCUGUCGAGGAGAAGAACCGCAUCCGCCGCAAUCUUGAGGGCCUCCGACCGACGACGGUCUCCAAGCACCGGCCCGGCUACGAGGGCUUCUUCCAGCGCAUCAUGGACUUCCCAGACCCGAAGCCGCGCAAUAUCGAGAAGGACCUCAAGGUCUUCGAGUUUACGCUCCUCGGUCAGGCGCUCGAGAAGAUCCUCGCGAAGUACGAGUGUCGC
Molecule: messenger RNA, 582 nt
Organism: Schizophyllum commune H4-8
Lineage: Eukaryota; Fungi; Basidiomycota; Agaricomycetes; Agaricales; Schizophyllaceae
Exons: 1
Cellular component (GO): nucleus
Source: RefSeq, a predicted model, not a curated record